UCCUCCUCUCUGAUAAGAAGAAGACACACAACACAAACACAAAAGACUAUUCUUCGUCACUUUGGUACAGAGAAGCGAUAAUAAUGGCGUUUAAGGGUUUGGCGUGGUUCUCGAUCCUUUUGUUGUCUUUGUUCGCUUCGUCUAUUAGAAGCGAAGAGGCGAAAGAGUUCGUCUUGACUCUGGAUCACUCUAACUUCACCGAAACCAUCAACAAGCACGAUUUCAUCGUCGUCGAGUUCUACGCCCCUUGGUGUGGUCACUGUCAGAAGCUUGCUCCUGAGUAUGAGAAGGCUGCAUCAGAGUUGAGCAGUCAUAGCCCUCCCCUAGCUCUUGCCAAGAUUGAUGCCAGUCAGGAAGCAAACAAAGGGAUUGCAAACGACUACAAGAUUCAGGGUUUCCCAACUAUCAAGAUUCUGAGAAGUGGAGGGAAAACUAUUCAAGAUUACAACGGACCUCGUGAAGCCGAGGGUAUUGUCACUUAUUUGAAGAAGCAAAGUGGCCCUGCUUCUGUUGAAAUUAAGUCAGCUGAUGUUGCAGCUGAGGUUGUGGGUGAAAAGAAUGUUGUUGCUGUUGGUGUGUUCCCUAAAUUAUCCGGCGAGGAGUUCGAUUCUUUCAUGGCCCUUGCUGAGAAAUUGCGUGCUGACUAUGAUUUCGCACACACUUUGGAUGCCAAGCAUCUUCCUCGUGGAGAUUCAUCUGUUGCAGGACCUGUCGUGAGGCUAUUUAAGCCUUUUGAUGAACUCUUUGUUGAUUCCAAGGAUUUCAAUGGGGAAGCUCUAGAGAAAUUCAUCAAAGAAUCCAGCAUUCCACUUGUCACCGUCUUUGACAGUGAUCCAAGCAACCACCCAUAUGUUGCCAAAUUCUUUGAAAGCCCUGCCACUAAGGUAAUGAUGUUCAUUAACUUCACCGAAGCAACAGCUGAAUCUCUAAAAUCAAAGUACCGUGAAGUUGCUACAUCCAACAAAGGUCAAGAUCUUUCAUUCCUUCUUGGUGACGCUGAGAGCAGCCAAGGCGCUUUCCAGUACUUUGGACUUGAAGAAAGCCAAGUUCCCCUCAUCAUCAUCCAAACUCCUGAUAGCAAGAAGUAUUUGAAAGCAAAUCUAGAGGUUGACCAGAUUGAAUCAUGGGUCAAGGACUUCAAGGACGGAAAGGUUGCCGCACACAAAAAAUCUCAACCUAUUCCAGCUGAGAACAACGAACCAGUGAAGGUUGUUGUAGCUGAGAGCCUUGAUGACAUAGUUUUCAAGUCUGGAAAGAAUGUUUUAAUUGAAUUCUACGCACCAUGGUGUGGACAUUGCCAAAAACUUGCUCCUAUCUUGGACGAAGUGGCUUUGUCAUUCCAGAACGACCCAAGUGUGAUCAUAGCUAAGCUAGACGCAACUGCAAAUGAUAUCCCAAGUGAUACCUUCGAUGUGAAAGGUUUCCCGACCAUUUACUUCAGAUCAGCGAGCGGAAACGUUGUAGUGUACGAAGGAGACAGGACAAAAGAGGACUUCAUAAACUUCGUAGAGAAGAACAGUGAGAAGAAGGCGGCAACUUCUCAUGGGGAAGAGUCUACUAAGACUGAGGAAGCAGCAACAAAGGAUGAACUGUAGAAGUUUUGUUCUCUUUUGUUUUAUUCGGAAUUUGAGUAGGAGCAUUUCUCUUCUUCCCCCUAUCAAACAGAAUUCUUCUUUUUUAUAUAUUUUAUAGUUUUGCUCCCUUUGUUUGAAACCCAUCAAUAAAAAAAGUUCCGGUUAGAGGAACCUAAAUAAAUCAUUUAAAUGUGUUUGAUC
Molecule: messenger RNA, 1775 nt
Organism: Capsella rubella
Lineage: Eukaryota; Viridiplantae; Streptophyta; Magnoliopsida; Brassicales; Brassicaceae
Product: protein disulfide isomerase-like 1-2
Exons: 10
Coding region: 84-1595 (503 amino acids)
Biological process (GO): response to endoplasmic reticulum stress; protein folding
Cellular component (GO): endoplasmic reticulum
Molecular function (GO): protein disulfide isomerase activity
Source: RefSeq, a predicted model, not a curated record